GUACCAUAAGCACGAUUGCAAGUAAACUAGAAUUAAAAUCGAAAGUAAACUCCAAAAUAUAUAUAACUACAUUCUUUCAGUUUCGAAAGUAUCAGGAAACGCAUCACUUCCCUAUAUAUGCUGCACCGAAGUCGGUCAUAUUUUUGACAAUUUUAUAUAAUUACUCGUUACAGAUUAUAGAUCAUCAUCAACUCCAGCAGAAUGGCCCUAUCUGACGUUACUGCUUAUAUAGUUCAGCCGGAGAUCCAUGGACAGCUGUUUGGGACGGGACCGAAGCCGCCCGUGGACCGGACCAGCCAUUUCGCGUUCGGGACCAAAACUCAAGAAUUUGCCGUGCCCGUGGGAACUGAUCCUUCAGCGUUUCUGAAAUCCUGCAGCAGUGAAGGGGGGGUAUCCAUUGAUAUGAGUCAUGGUACCACUACGCUGGCUUUUAAGUUCCGCCAUGGUGUGAUCGUUGCUGUGGACUCCAGGGCUUCGGCUGGAAGCUAUAUUGCUUCGAAGGAGGCCAACAAGGUGAUCGAGAUCAACCCUUACCUGCUGGGCACCAUGUCAGGCAGUGCUGCUGACUGCCAGUACUGGGAAAGACUGCUGGCCAAAGAGUGCAGACUUUACAAGCUGCGGAACAAAGAGCGAAUCUCGGUCUCUGCUGCCUCCAAGCUGCUGUCCAACAUGAUGUGUGCAUACAAGGGCAUGGGCCUCUCCGUGGGCAGCAUGAUCUGCGGCUGGGACAAGAAGGGUCCUGGCUUGUACUACGUCGAUGACAACGGCACACGGAUGUCUGGCCGCAUGUUCUCCACGGGCUGUGGGAACAGUUACGCUUAUGGGGUGGUGGACAGUGGCUACAGGGAAGAUCUGACCGUGGAGGAGGCGUAUGAGCUGGGCCGCCGCGGAAUCGCCCAUGCUACACACAGGGACGCCUACUCUGGAGGAGUGGUCAAUUUGUAUCACAUGCAGGAGGACGGCUGGAUCAAGGUGUGUAAAGAAGACGUGUCAGAGCUGAUUCACAAGUACAGGAAAGGCAUGUUUUAAUCCCCUGGUCUGUCUCAGCACUUCCAUACGAUACACUAUUGUUACUUUGCAAGUCUGUCUGAUGUGAUUCCAAAUAAAGACUUGAUUUCAAACAGUA
Molecule: messenger RNA, 1126 nt
Organism: Paramormyrops kingsleyae
Lineage: Eukaryota; Metazoa; Chordata; Actinopteri; Osteoglossiformes; Mormyridae
Source: RefSeq, a predicted model, not a curated record